Messenger RNA from Halteromyces radiatus, 630 nucleotides. RefSeq lists its product as uncharacterized. The transcript is spliced from 2 exons. NCBI's taxonomy places the organism in Eukaryota, Fungi, Mucoromycota, Mucoromycetes, Mucorales, Cunninghamellaceae. Bases 1 to 492 code for a protein of 163 amino acids. The record is from RefSeq and is a predicted model, not a curated record.
AUGCGAGUAGCAUCUGAAGUCCGAGAUAGCACCAGGAGACAGCCAGGAGAUGAAAUCAAGGUUGCUCUCAAGAUAGGUUGCAUGAGGAAUGGUAACUUCCAUAUAAUGCACGUAAACACUCAAACUUUUCUACAAGAAGCUGGGGCAGCUGGCGGUCCAUUAACAUUAGGAAAUAUUAAUGCUGCUGGUAUAUGGACAAUUGACCCUGUACCUGGCCCUGAUAUGGUUGUUUCUUCUACAAUUUAUGAUGCACAAACACAACGUUAUGCUAGUGUGGCUCAACCAGUACCAGGUGAAAAUGUAACUGCUGCCUCUCAACCUUAUGAUUUUCUUAUAGCUCAAUUAAGUGGAGGGUCUUAUGCUAUUUUCCUACCAGGCCAAGACUUAUUUUGGGAUUCUAAUUCCACUAUUUUGAAUCAUAUCCAGCUCAUUCCUGGGAAUGAUAUCAUCGGUAAUGAUAACUAUUUUGAUAUAGUACCUGUCCUAAGUUAAUGAUUUUUAAUAAAUUCCGUGGAAUUGUUCGAAAUUGCCUUAUGAGCUUAUUUCGUGCCUAUAAUAUAUGCGUAAAAUAAAAAGAAUGCAUUCAAACAUAAAAAAAAUACAUGUUGAUGGAAUCAAUUCUGUUGACAU